Messenger RNA from Pungitius pungitius (ninespine stickleback), 2854 nucleotides. It is a transcript of the gene gabrb3, whose product is annotated as gamma-aminobutyric acid type A receptor subunit beta3. Bases 71 to 1654 code for a protein of 527 amino acids. Gene Ontology annotation, molecular function: neurotransmitter receptor activity; chloride channel activity; GABA-A receptor activity. Gene Ontology annotation, biological process: chemical synaptic transmission; nervous system process; signal transduction. Gene Ontology annotation, cellular component: plasma membrane; synapse; neuron projection. The record is from RefSeq and is a predicted model, not a curated record. The transcript is spliced from 11 exons. NCBI's taxonomy places the organism in Eukaryota, Metazoa, Chordata, Actinopteri, Perciformes, Gasterosteidae.
CUGUCCUGACCUCCUGAUGAUGGGACCCUGGAACUGGACGGAAAUCUCCGAGGCGUGAGGGAGGAAAAAGAUGCGUCUGUGGUGGGUUUUACUGGUCGUCUUUGGGAGCGUCGGCGGCGAGCUGCCGUUCGCGGUGGAGAACAACGCGGCGAUGCUGGUGGACUGGAACGCCAUCGACGGGAACAAGAGGCUGUUCGCCAUCUACGACACAAGCGCGAAGGAACCGAGGGACAUGUCGCAUGUCAAAGACACUGUGGACAAACUGUUGAAGGGAUACGACAUCCGUCUGCGGCCGGACUUCGGAGGCGCCCCGGUGGCUGUCGGGAUGAGCAUCGACGUGGCGAGCAUCGACAGGGUGUCUGAAGUCAAUAUGGACUACACCUUGACGAUGUACUUCCAGCAGUACUGGAGGGACAAGAGACUGGCCUAUGCGGGGAUCCCUUUCAACCUGACGCUGGACAACCGAGUAGCAGACCAGCUCUGGGUCCCAGACACGUACUUCCUCAACGACAAGAAGUCCUUCGUUCACGGCGUCACCGUUAAGAACCGGAUGAUUCGACUUCACCCGGACGGCACCGUCCUCUACGGCCUCCGAAUCACGACGACAGCAGCCUGCAUGAUGGAUCUGAGGAGAUACCCGCUGGACGAGCAGAACUGCACUCUGGAAAUUGAGAGUUACGGUUACACGACGGAUGACAUCGAGUUCUACUGGAAGGGAGGCGACACCGCCGUGACCGGGGUGACGCGCAUCAAGCUCCCUCAGUUCUCCAUCAUGGACUACAAACUGGUCUCCAGGAACGUGGUCUUUUCCACAGGAGCCUACCCUCGACUCUCCCUGAGCUUCAAGCUGAAGCGAAACAUCGGGUACUUCAUCCUGCAGACGUACAUGCCCUCCAUCCUCAUCACCAUCCUCUCCUGGGUGUCGUUCUGGAUAAAUUAUGACGCCUCGGCUGCCAGAGUCGCAUUAGGGAUCACCACCGUCCUCACCAUGACGACCAUCAACACCCAUCUGAGGGAGACUCUGCCCAAGAUCCCUUACGUGAAGGCCAUAGACAUGUACCUCAUGGGCUGCUUCGUCUUUGUCUUCCUCGCCCUGCUGGAGUACGCCUUCGUCAACUACAUCUUCUUCGGGAGGGGUCCUCAGAUGCAGAAGAAACAGGCUGAGAAGGUCCAGAAGGCCAACAAUGAGAGGGAGAACUUUGAUGGACCCAAGUCCCUACUGCAUGGAGGCAAUUGCAGAACUUGGUCUGUUAGACUGUCCAAUCGUGCUGGAGGGCGUCGUCCCUCUCGGCGGGUCGACACCCGCGGGAACAUUCUGCUGACGACCUUGGAGAUCCACAACGAGGUGGGUGGCAACGACGUUGAGACCCACAACUGCUCCUCUUCUUCCUCUUUCUCCUCCUCCUGCGUGGUGUUGGACAACUCUGGGGGGGUCCAGUACAGGAAGCCGAGCGGGCCGAGCGAGCUGCGGCGCCUCGGCUCGGCGAGGGACGCCCAGCUGAAGAAGGCGCGCCUGCGCAGACGCUCCUCGCAGCUCAGAAUCAAAAUCCCGGACCUCACAGACGUCAACGCCAUCGACAGGUGGUCCCGAAUAAUAUUCCCCUUCAGCUUCUCCCUCUUCAACACCAUCUACUGGCUCUACUACGUCAACUAAACACGCGCCGUUGGUGGUUCUCUAAACUCCACCGGUCCCCGUGGAGGCCGUCACGUGACCAUUUUUUUUUUUUAUCAUAGUGAGCGUCUCUGCUGCGAUUUCCAGCGGAACAUUUAUCUCACAAGACUUUGAAAUGUGAAAGACUCUAAGAGGAGAUUGUUUGUACCUGAACGCAGCGCAAACGGACGCUGCUAGCGCGAGGUGUUGCUAACGCGAGGUGUUGCUAACGCGAGGUGUUGCUAACGACAAUGUAGCUGACGAGGACUUGUUUUAUCAUUACAGUUCGUCUGUCACCACAUGGACUCUUAGCGCAUGAUCUGAUGGGAAAUCCAGCCUAAGAUAGAAGAUCGGGCCUCCGGCCGCUGUGGUCACGUGACGAUGUUUAAAACAAAAUGGCGGUCGUGGUUAUUGGUGGGAAAACACGUCAAGAUUUGCCAACGCGGCGCACUGGGGAUAACAGAGAUUAUGUAGCCUUUGACCUCCAGUGAUGAAGGGUCGGGAUACGUAAUUCCCAUAUGAGCGCUUGAAUGUGACUCCGGGCGGGUCGAACCGAGGCGGAUUCAUUGUCCGCCGUUACGAUUCAGGCGUCAGUUUGCUUUGAAGCCGACGUUGGAGCUGCUGUGACGUCGCUGCGUUGAUUAACUCUGACAUUAAUGAGAAUUUUAUUAGAUGACGUCACCACUAACAAAGUUACCUUAGCUUAGCAUUAUACACACCUUAGACAGAGGCUGGCUAGCCGUUUCCCCUCCGCUUCCAGUCUUUGUGCUAAGCUAAGCUAGCCGGCUCCUGGUUGUAGCUUAAUGUUUAUCUCAUAAUAGAGGUAUUGAUCUCUACAUCUAUCUCCCAACAAGAAAGAAAAGGACAGUGUUUCUCAAAAUAUUUUACCCAUAAAUACUUGCACCCAUUUCCUAAUAAUUUUUGUAAUAAUGUUUAAGUCACGUGACAACUGUUUUUUAUUUUAUUGUAAAUCUGUUUUUGUGUCAUUGUGCUUUCAAGAUUGCUGUUAUGAUAUUUUGUUGACUUUGUGAAAUUCAAUACAACAUAAAUCACAAAGCGACUCCCUUUUUUAAAAUAUAUUUAAUCUGCAAACUGCCUCGUUUUCAUUGGUUCAACGUGAGUUUCUGUCUUUUCUCAGUGAUUCCUGUCUUUGAAAUGUUAUCAUUCCCUCUGUGUUGAGAAUAUAAAAAAACGAUAUCAAAG